AUGAAAAGAAAUAGAGAUGAUAAUAAUGGUUCACCAACGAAUCCAACAACACUACCACCAUUAUCACCAACUUUAUCACCUCCAUCACCACAACAAGGGGCAAAUAUAUCAAAAUUAACUUCACCACCUGGUGGACCAAAUACACUUCCAUCAUUUUCAUUCCCACCAUCAUCAAAUACAACUUCAUCUAUUUCCUCACCAACUUCUCCAAUUGAAAGAGUUACUGAAAUAAAUAGUAGUAGUAAUAAUAAUAAUAAUAAUAACAACAAUAAUAAUAAUAAUAGAAGUAGUCAUGAUCGUAUUUCACCAACAGCAUUAUCAUCACCACCACCAUCAACUAGUAGUUUAAAUUCAUUGAUUAGUCCAACUAAUUCAUCAAGUUCCUCGAUUUUGGAUACUGACUCUAAAUUUACAACAAAAAGAAAUAUGAUUUUACCAUCUGCUAAAAAUACAUUAAAUGAUGAUAAUACAGCUGAUUUACCAUAUGGUAGAAGAGUAGGUGAUGGGGAAAGAAGUAUAAUAGAUAGAGGUGGGGGAGGAGGUGGAGGUAGUGGAGAUAGAGAGGGUUCAUAUGGUGGUCACCAUUUCCCACCAAGAGUUGGAAUUUUGAGCGAGAGAGAAAAAGAUCGUGAACGUGAUCGUGAGCGUGAAAGGGAACGUGAAAAAGAACGUGAGCGUGAGAGAGAACGUGAGAGUUCAAUUUCACCUUUAAAUAGUCAUCAACAACAAUCUCAACAACAAUCUCAACAACAACAACAACAACAACAACAAUCACAUUCAUUACCACCUAUUUCACAUGGCGGUGGCGGUGGUGGUGGUGGCAGUGGGUUGGAUUAUAAUAUAGCAAGACAGGCUCAACAAAUUUCUCAACAUAUGAUGCAACCACAAUCACAUCAUGGUUAUUCAGGUUAUUCAAAUAUUUUAAAUCAUAAUAACAGUAGUAAUAAUAACAAUAACAAUAAUAAUAAUAAUAGUAAUAAUAAUAGUAAUAGUGGUAGUAAUAAUAAUAGUCCAACCAAUAUUGCUAGUAUAAAUAAUUUAACCAACCCUGUACAAUCACAACAACAAUCACAUACACCAAUAAGACCAUCACAAAGUCCUUCAAACCAAAUGUUUCAACAACAACAACAACAACAACAGCAAUUACAACAACAACAGCAAUUACAACAACAACAGCAAUUACAACAGCAACAACAACAACAACAACCAGCACCACAAUCACCAAUUAGACAACAACAACAAUUUGACAAUGCCUUUUAUUUCUUGGAACAAGUUAAAAUGCAAUUUUCAAAACAACCAAGAAUUUAUAAUCAAUUUUUAGAUAUUAUGAAAGAUUUAAAAGCUCAUAAUAUUGACACACCAGUUGUUAUUGCGCGUGUUAUUGAAUUAUUUAAAGGACAUAAACAUUUAAUUUCUGGCUUUAAUACAUUUUUACCAGCAGAUUAUAGAAUUGAUGUUUCAACAUUUGAUGAUGAUGGUAAGCCUUUUUCUGUCCCUUCUCCAAAUUCAAAUAUACAGCAGCAACAACAACAACAACAACAACAGCAACAACAACAGCCACAAUAUGUAGUUAAACAACAACCACAACAAACACAACAAACACAAAGUCAUAUUUUACCACAACCAACAAUGAAUCAACAAAUUCAACAACAUUUUCAACAACAACAUAUUCAAAUGCAAUUACAACAACAACAAGCAGCAUUACAAGCACAACAACAACAAGCUCAACAACAAGCAGCCUUACAAGCUCAACAACAGCAACAAGCAGCAUUGCAAGCACAACAACAAGCUCAACAACAAGCAGCAUUACAAGCUCAACAAGCAGCCGAAAAAGCUCAACAGAAUCAACCACCUCAAAAGAAACAAACAGAGUUGGAUCAUGCUAGAAACUACGUUAAAAAAAUCAAAAAUAGAUUCAUUAAUCAACCAGAUGUAUAUAGACACUUUUUAGAGAUUUUACAUAAUUAUCAUAACGAACCUCAAACCAUCAAAGAUGUUUACGACCAAGUAGCCGACUUAUUUAGAGCUCAUCCAGAUUUAUUAUCAGAGUUUACUCAAUUCCUUCCUGAUGCCGUUAAUGCAAGCCAAAAUCCUAAUGCAGUACUAGAACAACAACAACAACAAAUGCUUCAACAACAACAGCUACAACAACAACAACAACAACAACAACAACAAAUGCUACAACAGCAACAACAACAACAACAACAACAACAACUACAACAACAACAACAACAGCAACAACAACAGCAACAACAACAACAACAACAACAACAACAACAACAACAACAACAACAACAACAACAACAGCAACAACAGCAACAACAACAACAACAGCAACAACAACAACAACAGCAACAACAACAAAAACCGCCAAGAAAAUAUCCAAGUGGAAAAGCUAGAACUCAAUCAAUGACUCCACCUCCAUAUGCACAACAAUCACAAGCUGGUUAUCCAAAUUAUAAUCAAGGUAAUCAACAAUUGACUCCACAACAACAAGCACAAAUUCAACAACACCAAGAAUACCAACAACAACAACAACUCCAACAACAACAACAACAACAACAGCAACAACAACUAUUAGCUCAACAACAACAACAGCAGCAACAACAACAACAAGCAUUACAACAACAACAACUUCACCAACAACAACUUCACCAACAACAACUUCACCAACAACAAUUGGCCCAGCAACAUCAACCAAUGAAUCUUGAAGGUCAAAUUAAUGCGGCAGUUCACCAAAUGGGAGAAAGAUCUCCAAUGGGAGGAGAAAGAUCUCCAAUGAGCACAAUUCAUGAAAAAGAACGUUUGAUGAAAUUGGAUAAAGAACGUCAAUCCCAAUUACAACAAUUACAACAAAUACAACAACAACAGGCUCAACAACAACAGCAACAGCAAGCUCAACAACAACAACAACAACAACAAUCUCCAUCACAAAAUAUUCAACAACAAUAUCAACCAGGAUCAUCAGAAAAAGAAAAGAAAAAACGUUUUAGUAAAAAAUCAGAUGAUAAGAAUGAAUAUGGUCAACAAAUUUCUGGUGGAGUUCAAAUGUAUCCAACAAAUAAUAAUUUAAUCAACAGUAUGAUGAAUAGUAAUGCCAAUAACAACAACAAUAAUAAUAAUAAUAAUAACAACAAUAAUAACAAUAAUAAUAAUAAUAAUAAUAUUAUGAAUCAACAAAAUAUGAAUCAACAACAAAAUAUGAAUAAUAUGAUCAGUAAUAAUAAUAAUAUUAAUAAUAAUAAUAUUAUAGUUGGAGAACAAGGUACAUAUGAAGAAUUAGACUUUUUCCAUAAAGUGAGAACAGGUGUACCAAAUAAUAAACUUUAUAAUGAAUUCUUGAAAUGUUUAAAUCUUUUCAGUCAAGAGAUUAUUAGUCGCACAGAAUUGGUAUUAUUGGUAAAAGAUAUUUUAUUACCACGUUUACCAGCAUUAUUUGAAUGGUUCAAGUCAUUUAUUGGUGUUGAUGAUCAAUCUAUAGAACUAUUGGAACGUAUGGAACAAUCAUCACCAGGCAAACAAAAUAAUGCAUGGUCAGAGAUUGAUUUCACCACAUGUAAACGUUUGGGACCAAGUUAUCGUGCAUUACCAAAGAAUUAUCCACAACCAAGAUGUACGGGUAGAAGUGAAUUGGCAGAGAGUGUUUUAAAUGAUGUUUGGGUUUCAUUCCCAACUGGUAGUGAAGAUUUUGGUUUCAAGAGUCAAAGAAAGAAUCAAUUCGAAGAGAAUCUAUUCAAAUGUGAGGAUGAACGUUUCGAAUUGGACUUGAUCAUUGAAUUGAAUGCCUCAACCAUUAGAGUAUUGGAUCCAAUCUUGAAUUCAUUGAUUGAUAUGCACGAUCAUGAACGUCUAAACUUUAGAAUGCCAAAUUUAGAUGUACUACAUCAUCGUUCCAUCGAAAGACUUUACAAUAAUAAAGGUAUGGAAAUUAUCACUGCACUCUACAAUAAUCCAUUGGUAUCACUACCUGUGAUCUUGAAGAGAUUGAAACAAAAAGAUCAAGAAUGGAGAAAAGCUAAACGAGAAUGGAAUAAAGUUUGGAAAGAUACCACCGAAAAGAACUACUAUCGCUCUUUGGAUUAUCAAAGUACUUCCUUUAAACAAUCUGAUAAGAAAACUCUUACUCCAAAGGUUUUAUUGGCAGAAAUUCGUCAGAAAUAUUCAGAGAAAAUACGUGAACGUGAUGAUUUACUCCAAAGAAGAUCUCGUAUUAAACAAACUAUCAUCAAACCACCACCAUAUCAUUUACUCUAUUUUAUGCCUGACUACAAAGUUUGUUCAAAUAUUUCCUCUUUAAUUUUAUUUGCCGCUGAAAAAAUUGUACAAAAACAAGAUUUAGAAAAAAUUGAAAACUUUUUAAAUUUCUUUUUAUUAACUUUCUUUUAUAUUGAUAAUGAUAAAAAAGAUUUAAUUAUUGAUGAAAAAUCACCAAAUAAUAAUAAUAAUACUAAUAAUAAUACUAAUAAUAAUAAUAAUAAUAAUACACCUACAAAUACAACAACUACAACAACUCCCUCAACUUUAAAUAAAUCAAAUGAAGAUGUUGAAAUGAAAGAUGGUAAUUCCGAUGGAGGUCUUAAAAAUGUAAAUAUAAUUCAUCAACCAAAAGUUUUCUCUGGUAAAACAAAAAGGAUCUUCUAUGGAAAUAAUACCUUUUAUAUAUUCCUACGUUUAUAUCAAAUUUUAUAUGAAAGAUUACAUAAAGCAAAAGAAUUGGCUGAGUCUGCUAUGAAAUCACAUUGGACUUCAAAACCAAAUGUUACUAGAUUCUUUUCUGCAAAUUCAAAUACUGAUUCAAAUAAUGAUUCAAUGGAUGAAAAAUUAAAUGGUAUUUCUCAUUCAAAUAAUAAUAAUAAUAAUAAUAAUACAAAUAAUACAACAGCAACAACAACUACAACAACUACAACAACAACAAAUUCAUCAGAAUCAAGUAAUAAUAAUAAUUCAGAAAAUUCAAAUAAUACAACAACAACUACACCAAUUACUAUUGAAGAAUCUGAAUUAUCAGAUGUUGAAAGAUAUGAUAGAUUUAUUUCAAGUCUUCAAGAAUUUAUGGAUGGUGAUAGUAAUCAAGAGAAAUAUGAAGAUAGUUGUAGAUCUUAUUUAGGUAUUUCUUCAUAUAUCUUGUUUACAUUAGAUAAAUUAAUUAAUCAAUUGGCAAGACAAUUACAAGCAUUAUUACAGGGUGAGAAUUGUUUACGUUUAUUAUAUUUAUUUACACUUGAAGUUAAAUCUUAUACUGGUUGGUCUGAUGAACUUUAUCAUUCAAAAGUUUUGGAGGUUUUAAAGGAUGAAAGGGUUUUCUUAUUCGAGUUUGAAGCUACCUCUCAACCAAUGGGUACAUUCACCAUCGAGCUAAUGGAUCCAACUUCAGAAUCAAUGUUAAAGAAAGCUGAAGAGGUCAUUGCUAUCAGUGAAAGAAUGAUUCAAGACUCUGAAGCUGAAAUGGAAAAAGCUAAACAAUACGUUGCCGAUUAUAAACAAUUGGAUUCAAAUAUUGAUCCAAGAACUCAUAAAGUAUUCCUAAAGAGAAAUAUCCCAAGGGUACUCUCUGAAAUACCCACCGAGAAUCAACAACAACAACAACAAAAACUUAUGGAUGAGGCUCUAAAGGAUACAAUCAAUGAAACUGGCUUGGAAUGUAGAAUAUGCACUCAAACCUACAGACUCUUUUAUGUAGAAGAUACAACCGAUUAUUUCUAUAGGAAAAAUGCUAUUUCUAGAUCCAAAAAUUAUAAAUCUCCAAAAUUAGAUAUUAAUAUUUUCCAAAAAAAAGUAACUAAAAAAGAUUUAGAAAAAGAAUAA
Dictyostelium discoideum AX4 is the source of this 5805-nucleotide messenger RNA. RefSeq names its product paired amphipathic helix containing protein. Gene Ontology annotation, molecular function: transcription corepressor activity. Lineage: Eukaryota; Evosea; Eumycetozoa; Dictyosteliales; Dictyosteliaceae. Bases 1 to 5805 code for a protein of 1934 amino acids. The record is from RefSeq and is a predicted model, not a curated record. The transcript is spliced from 2 exons. Gene Ontology annotation, cellular component: nucleus; Sin3-type complex. Gene Ontology annotation, biological process: regulation of DNA-templated transcription.